This is a messenger RNA of Octopus bimaculoides (California two-spot octopus), 680 nucleotides long. RefSeq names its product annexin A4. Lineage: Eukaryota; Metazoa; Mollusca; Cephalopoda; Octopoda; Octopodidae. Gene Ontology annotation, cellular component: plasma membrane; cytoplasm; vesicle membrane. The record is from RefSeq and is a predicted model, not a curated record. Gene Ontology annotation, molecular function: calcium ion binding; phosphatidylserine binding; calcium-dependent phospholipid binding.
GCACAGAUGAAACCACAUUCAUAGAGAUCAUCUUCUCUCGUGACGUCGAAAGAAUGGAGGCCAUUAAACAACGCUAUUUCAUUGAAUAUGAAGUCAGUCUUGAAGAAGACAUUUCUGGUGACUGUAGCGGUCAUUUUCGUCAUUUACUUUUGUCUCAAGUGAAAGGAGCUCGAGAAGGAACUCGGAAAGAAGAUGUCGACCUUGGACUGGCACAGCAGGACGCUAAUUCUCUUUACAAAGCUGGAGAGGGCAAACUGGGGACAGAUGAGGAGGCAUUUAAUGCUGUGCUGGCUGGUCGCAGUUUUCCCCACCUCUUCCAGGUUAUGAAGUUCUGCCGUGAAAAGAUAGGCCAUGAUUUUGAACAUGCAAUACGCUCUGAGACCAGCGGAAACCUGAGAGAUGCUUAUUUAGCCAUUGCCGCCAUGGCCCGAGGAACCCCGACAUUGUUUGCUCAGCACCUUUACAAAUACACAAAAGGACUCGGCACUAACGACUCUAAUUUAAUCAGAGUCAUUGUUAGCAGAUGUGAGAUUGAUAUGGUGCAGAUUAAAGAAGAAUAUUUCAAACUCUAUGGCCAAACGUUGGUUGAUUGUAUAAAAGGUGACACCAGUGGGGACUACAGGAAGUUGCUGCUGGCCCUUAUUGGGGGACAUUGAGGAGGACGACCACAAUGACAAACA